Molecule: messenger RNA, 996 nt
Organism: Lactuca sativa (garden lettuce)
Lineage: Eukaryota; Viridiplantae; Streptophyta; Magnoliopsida; Asterales; Asteraceae
Product: embryo-specific protein ATS3B
Molecular function (GO): protein binding
Source: RefSeq, a predicted model, not a curated record
UCACAUAUUCUUCUUUCCUUCUACACCCAAUUGAAAUUGAAUCCAUGGCCUCUAGAACCUGAUUUAUGACCUCAUACCAUGGACGCAGUGACGCUAAAGUCUCUUGGUAAGUAAUUUUAGUUUUUCUUAAGGAACCAUUAAGCCUGCAGCUCUGUAUUGGAACGAAUAAGUGUAAAUUUCAAGAAUACUGGUUUUCUUGUAAAUACCUAAAGUGUUGGGGACAAUGAAGGUAAUUUGAACAGUACUACCAAAAAGCUCGAGAAAAAACGAGAAUUGUUGAUGUAUUCGGACAUCAGUGUUGGUAGAUUGAUGUAAGUCUCUCUUUACAAUUGUAUAAAUGCACCGACUCAUGUUAGUUGAGGCCAGAAAUGAUGAAAGCUGUGUGUUUGGUAGUGCUAUUUGCCAUUUCCAUAACAUCACAAGCAAGAUCAAUCAUCCAAAAACCGCAACCUAACCCUAACUUCAAGAUCAACUCAACUAAUCAUCAGAAUGCACGCACCUGUUCAUUCACCGUGGAGAUCACGACGAGCUGUUCUUCCGUUCGAUACACUCGAGAUCAAAUCAGUAUCUCCUUCGGCGAUGCUUACGGCAAUCAGGUUUACGCACCGAGGAUAGAUGAUCCGUCGACGAGGACAUUCGAGCGGUGCUCCGGCGAUACGUUUGAGAUAUAUGGUCCAUGUACGUAUCAGAUAUGUUAUUUGUAUUUAUACAGAAGCGGAUACGAUGGGUGGAAGCCUGAGAGAGUAGACGUAUACGGGUAUAAUACGAGGGCGGUUUCCUUCUACUAUAAUGUUUGGAUCCCAGCAAACAUCUGGUACGGGUUCAACUACUGCUCUCCCUACCUUUCUGCAAGCAAAUAGGAUUAAUGAUAAGGUUCUCUUUCUAUUUCUAUUUAGGAAAUGAUUUGUACAAUAAUUUUUUUUAUAUGUGUUUUAAAAUGUUAUACUGUACAACUCAAUAAUACAUAAAUUAUUACGUAUGAUCUUACAUUCAUAA